This is a messenger RNA of Neospora caninum, 903 nucleotides long. RefSeq lists its product as hypothetical. NCBI's taxonomy places the organism in Eukaryota, Apicomplexa, Conoidasida, Eucoccidiorida, Sarcocystidae. The coding region runs from base 1 to 903 and encodes 300 amino acids. The transcript is spliced from 2 exons. The record is from RefSeq and is a predicted model, not a curated record.
AUGAUUGCACAGACCGACACACUCCCGUCCCCCGCAAACGGACCGACGCCGCAUCGGGGAGCGUCGUGCUUUUCAGCAGUUUGCGGAUGGAUGUGCAAGUCGGAAGGGUGGCUGCGCGCGACGGUAGGCCUGCAGGCCUUAGUGGCGACGGCGCGGCUCCUCACCCCCCGACCGCUGGUUUCCGUUGCGAAUUUCUUUCUCGUUUUCCUAGGUUUCAACAUCACAGCGACGCCUGCCGUCAUUCGUCUCUUCUUCCUCUCUUUCUUCGCUCUCAUCCUCGGACUGUCGGAUCUUUUCUGGCUAGUUAUGAAGUUUACCGGCCCUUUCGGCAGCGCGUGGCUAGACCCCAAGUAUUACUGGCGUCCCAUCUACCCUUCCGUCUACGAUCGCGCCUACCUGGCCUCGUAUCCGCCUUUCGACAAAACGGCAGACUCGCCACAAGGCGCGGGAGAAGCGAAACCUGUUCCGCCGCCCCUCCCGCGCAUGUACCCCCCGGAGAGGGCGCCGGCUGUGUGGCAAAUCUACGUUGAACUCGUGUGCUUCUGUGUUAGUCCUUUGAUCUGUUUUCUCACCGCUUGGCUAGCGUGGCGAAUCUACAAACGGAAUCUGCUUGAGCUUCAAGCAAGCGAAGUUGGGUUCUUCCUGCCUGCUGGAGAGCCCGAGUACGGGGCAACGGGAAAUGCGGCUUCGCCUCCCGGGUUCUACACGCCUGACCCAUCGCGGACGAUCGCCGGAGAAGGACAACCCCUCUUGCAGCCGUCUCGGGGAGCGCACCCCUUUGUUCCCUUUGCAGGGGAAGGCAUGCGUUUGGGGGGAGCCGACGCCGGGCGGUGGUGUGAGAACGAGGAAAAGCGCGAAGACCUGUCUUCGGGGACCGCAAGAAAGAGCGAAGAAAAAAUAUGA